GCCCAAGCGGCUGUUGUGCCGAGCGCGCACACGCAGGUGGCUGUGCAGACGCAGCGGAGCUUUCCCCUGCGCGCUCAGACUUUCCGCAGUUUUGUCUCACUCGGCGCCAAGGCAGCUCAGGGUUGAUUUCAUCAUCAGGCGCGCGGUAGUCCGCGCUCACGCCUCCCACUUCGCUUCCCAGAGUGAUCUGUGUUUGGACGGAGGACCCCAUUUGCUCCUGAGGACAGAAUGACAGGGGAGCGCACUGACGGAGACGCUGACGAGGAGUUUCUGCAGUCGCCCUUCAUCCGAAAGCAGGGGAACAUAUACAAGCCAAACAACAAAGACAUGGACAACGACAGCGUAAACGAGAAGACGAUGGAUGAUGUCCACACCAAAGAGAUAGAUCUAGUCAACCGGGACCCUAAACAAAUAAACGACGACGUUGUCAAGGUGGACUUCGAGGACAUCAUCGCUGAGCCAGCAGGGACCUAUAGUUUUGAUGGUGUGUGGAAAGCCAGCUUCACCACCUUCACCGUCACCAAGUACUGGUGCUACCGGCUGCUGACGGCUGUGGUCGGCAUCCCCCUGGCACUGAUCUGGGGAAUCUUCUUUGCCAUCCUGUCCUUCUUGCACAUCUGGGCCGUGGUGCCGUGCGUCAAGAGCUACCUGAUCGAGAUCCACUGCCUCAGUCGCGUGUACUCCAUCUGUGUGCACACCUUCUGUGACCCGCUGUUUGAGGCCAUGGGCCGGUGCUUCAGCAGCAUCCGAAUCCGCACGACCAAGGAGGUGUAGCGGCCGGCAAACGGGUGGAGGAAAAAAGAACUGGGGUUGGGGGGGGGGGGUAGCUGGAGCUAAGACCAGGGACUCUGGGAAAAACAAGGGGAGUUACUGGGGAUGUUGGGGGGGGUGUUGUUCUGCUAGAAUCUGUCUUUGGCUCUGCUAUGCCGGUGUUAUUAGGUGAAACACUCAAGCUCCAUUUUUAAUGCCACAUGCAUCCUUCCACUCUAUCUGGAGCUGAUCACACAUGGAUUCAUGCAUCCAAACUCUGCCGUGCUCUUUGAGGCGGGCGGAGCCGAUCCUGGGGGGGUCAUGAGGGUAAAACUACAGACAAAGAGUGAGUGCAGCCAUGUUUUGGCUGACUCAGCAGAAAUGAAACAAAAAGUCAUUGACAGCAGCACAACCCCCCCCCCUCCCCAUCUCAUCUCUCGCCCCAUCUCCCCAACCUGCCCCCCCCCAUUCUGCAGUUAAUUACACUGAGCUUUCCCACCUUCCAGCACGUAUCUUCCUGUCUUCUGCCACGCCCUCUUCUCUGGGAUGUGUACGUCAUCCCUCUCUCUUUGUCUCAAACACAUUUUAGUUUUCCUCCAUCGUCUCCACAGCUGCAGGAAAAUGUGUCAGAGAAACCUCUGUCACCUCACCUGGUGGGUGUGUUUUUUUUUGGGUCCGCUGUGUUGUUUUGUCUGACUGAAGCUCAGUGCCUUUCAAAGAUCCACAACUUGUUUUUUUUUUCCACUCUUUGAAUAUGAUGAACAUUGAGGGGUUGACUUCAUUGCAAUUGGUUUGAUGCCAUACGCAUGCGGGAUCCAGGAAGCUGUGGCCUCUCAUUCCACUGUGUUUCUAGUGAGCUGCCAAAAUAAGAGUCUCAAUUUGAGCUGCCAAAAUAAGAGUCUCAACUUUGCAGAUGCACCAACAGCCACGCUUUCACACCCAUUUGUGUCGACUUUGUAAUGCACUGUGGUACACUCACAUGCAUCGGAAUUAAGACAAUGUGAGGACAAAUAUGAAGCUUUUACUAAUAUGGGACCUCGUCUGUUUUCUUUGUUUUUGCUCUGCCAAACUUUGUGACUGUGGAUGCACGGGAGCAUCAUAGUGACACCUCCACUCCGGGACAUGGCCUGAUCCAGGGUUCGGGCAGCUUGACCGGACGGUGCUUUGUUUUCUAGAGACACUAAGCUUCAACUGUCUGCCACCUUCAGUGUACCUGCUGUCUUCUCACAGGAACAUCGCAGCACCUGUUUCUUGAGAUGAUUUUUUUAGCUCUGAAGGUGAAAUUUUUAUAAGAAAUAUUUUGUAAUUUUCUCACUCUAUUGUAUAUUAUCACGCUGUGCACAUUAAAAUGUAAUAUAAUCCAC
This is a messenger RNA of Oryzias latipes (Japanese medaka), 2114 nucleotides long. RefSeq names its product caveolin 1 (gene cav1). Gene Ontology annotation, molecular function: transmembrane transporter binding; protein kinase binding; molecular adaptor activity. NCBI's taxonomy places the organism in Eukaryota, Metazoa, Chordata, Actinopteri, Beloniformes, Adrianichthyidae. Gene Ontology annotation, biological process: regulation of cytosolic calcium ion concentration; caveola assembly; cell differentiation. Gene Ontology annotation, cellular component: caveola; focal adhesion; perinuclear region of cytoplasm. The record is from RefSeq and is a predicted model, not a curated record.